GACGUCACUUCCUCCUGUCUUAGGCUAGAGAAGAUGGCGGCUAUUGUAGAGAGAGUUGAGGGAGGUGCAGGGUCUGUCGAUUCCGACUCGGUUUCGCCUAGAUUGCCUUCUCCACCGCCAGAUCAACCUCACCAAAACAAUCCUCUUCUCGGACUUCCCAUCGUUGCUAUCGAGACCAUUUUAAAUUUCCUUUCCUAUGAUGAAAUCAGUCUGCUGCGCCUGGUAUGUAAGCGCAUGGACAUGAUCUGUCAGCGUAUGCUUAACCAAGGUUUCCUCAGAGUGGAGCGUUAUCACAGCCUCUGUCAAAAACAAGUCAAAGCCCAGCUUCCGAGGCGGGAAUCUGAGAGGAGGAACCACUCUCUGGCUCGGCAUGCAGACAUCUUAGCUGCAGUGGAAACACGCCUAUCGCUGCUAAAUAUGACCUUCAUGAAAUAUGUGGACUCCAAUCUCUGCUGCUUCAUACCUGGCAAGGUGAUUGAUGAAAUUUACAGAGUACUGCGCUAUGUAAACUCUACCCGCGCACCACAGAGGGCGCACGAGGUGCUCCAAGAGCUGCGGGACAUUUCAUCUAUGGCCAUGGAGUACUUUGAUGAGAAGAUUGUCCCCAUCCUUAAGAAGAAGCUCCCAGGUGCUGACCUAUCUGGCCGUCUUAUAGGAUCCGCACCAGUGGCUGGGCCGUCUAACUCUCUUAGCACCAUGACGCUGCUGGCCAAAAAUGCGCCGUCCCGCUCUGAGAUGACAAAGGUUCAGCAGCAGGUGAAGGUGAACGGCGCGUCUAUGACGGCACUGAGGCGGGAAAUGCAGGAGGUUCGCAUCAAGCAGCUCGAGCAGCAGAAGCAGCUGCAAGACCAGGAGCAGAAGCUGCUGGAACAGACGCAGGUGAUCGGUGAGCAGAACGCACGCCUUGCUGAGCUCGAGCACAAGCUGCGCGAGCUCAUGGAGAGUGCUGUGGAUUCCAGUGCAACCCGGGCCAUGCCCACUACCUCCACUUCCUCCUCAACAUCCUCAUCUGCUGGCGCUGUAGCUGUAGCGUCCACUUCUUCGGUCAGCCUGGGCACGACAUCAGCGAGCAUAGCGGAAGAAGGCAGCAUCCCUCUCAAACGGCGCCGCAAGAAUUCAGACCUACCGCGCCACUCCAAGCGUCUGCGGAGCAAGAAGUAGAGGGAUUUAUUAUAGUUUUAUGAGUUGCUCCUUUUUUUGUUUGUUUUUGGAGAGUCGUUUCUUGCUUAAUCCAAUCUGCAAAGUUCUUUGCACCUGCCCACAUUUGGCGCAAAACAUGGACAGAGCGUGAUGGAUAUCUGCUUUUAUUUUUACGUGUUUUAAAGCAAAUGCUACUGUGCCCCUUUGUAAUCAUACACUAAUAAGCCUAAAGGCUCUUGGUGUAAUGGCUUUAGGUGACGCUUGCCUUCUGUGUCUGCUACCAUUGUAUGGCAUCGAUCCCAAAAUUCACAAUGAAAGGGGGAAUGAAAAGCUGUAAUUAAGCUGUUGCUGAGACAAGUGCAAAAGCAUGUUCUUUCCCUGCAGAAUAAGUGAACUUUAAGAAAGAGGUGAAAAAGAGCACAUACAUGUAACACAUACACUGGCUACAAAGUUAAUGUUUUUUUAACUAUUGCCCCAAGUUUAGCCAGAUAAAGUCUAAAUUACUUAAAGCAUGUGUUUGAUAUUUCAUGAAAUGAUUAAUAUUCAGAAUGUCAGAAUUUGAAAACUUACCUAAAUGAUCCCUGCCUAUUGCAAGUGACACCUCCUUGCAAUGUCAUGAUGUAGCUACUAUUAUUUUUGUGGUUGUACAGUUGCUUACUAAAUAGAGCUGUCAGUGCAAUAAGACUUGUCCAGAAGCUUUGUCCUGAGUUAUUAGCAUUCACUUUAUUGUUGAGGGGUACACAUCUGCCGUUCCAGUCUUGCUACAUUUUUUUCGUCUAUUCUCUGAACGUCUUGUGGCUUUCACUUUCCUACGUGCCGUAUUCACUCUGUCAUGGAAAUAAUUCACCCAAACAAUUCACACCUACACUAGCUAGCAGCAAAAUGAAAACCAACUUUGUCAUCUAGUAUGGUGUAUUACUUGACAACGUUAGCUUUCAUUUGCCUGUUUGGCUAACCUCCUUUACUGAGUAGAAAUUAUUUUAGUCCUUGUAAAAUAAAGGAGACCUUAAAUGCAAGCAGAAGUCUCGCAUUUAUACUUUAUCACCAAGACAUUUAAGCAAGAUUUGCAUAAGGGGGCAUAUGGUAGCCUACUGGUUAAGGUGUUAGGCUACCAAUUGGAAGGUUGAGUUUGAUCCCAGGUCCACCAAGCUGCCACUGUUGGGCCCUUGAGCAAGGCCCUUAACCCUCAAUUGCUCAGUUAUAUAAAAAAAAGAGAUAAUGUAAGUCGCUCUGGAUAAGGGCGUCUGCCAAAUGAUGAAAAUGUAAAAUGUAAAGAUUUAAUCAUAGGCAUAUCAUGCUAAAGCCCUGAAAGAAUUUGUUGCAUUGCUGCAAAAUAAUUAGCCCACAUAGAAUCCCAAAAUAGAAAUUCUCCCAUUUUUUUUAGCAGUUUGAAGCUGCCCUGAAACCAAGGUUUUGUCAUAUUUUACAGCCUGAAAGCAUAACUGUAAAGCUAUUUAGUCAUCAACUGCCUCAUCAACAGCUCUUUGUUUAUCUCGGUCACUGAGAUAGUGUUAGCCGUGCAUAGCAUGUAAUUAAAUAUCGUGGUAGCCCUGAUAAAACUUCAUUAGAUUUACUGAAGUAUGACUGAAAUCUCCACCAUCCUGUCCACAUAAACACUUUCACACAUUGGAUCCUGCAGGUUAUUUAGAAAUUAGCGCAUCUUGCUAACGUUAUUCGCUUCUUCUUAAUGUUAAGGCCAGGAAGGACGAAGGAAGGGAACGAAACCUCAAAGAAAACACUCCAUAAUGAAGAUUGCCGUUAGUGAAUAAUAGAGCUUGUUAUUUUGAUGUUAUACUGACAUUUAAAAUCUUUGUUAGUUUUAAGCAUUAGCAUUGUUUGGGUUAAAAAACACUUUAAUUUGGAAAAAUCUCUAUAUUUCUACAGACAAAUCGGAUUCCAAAGAUGAGAGUAUACAAGACAGACCCUGACCAAGAAUUGGAUCCAAUUAAUAGUUCCUUCUGAACCCUUGCUUUAGAAUCGCAUGUAUGUUUUAAUAAAAUAAGCAGGACACACACUGAAAUACUUUAUAGCUUGUAGAUUAAUGCAAGACUGGUUCGUUUUAGAAAGGAAAAAGUACUGUACUGUAACCAUGUACUCUAGAGAGAUGACUGGAUGAUGUAAUGUAUGUAAUAAGGGGAGAAUAAUCAUGUACGUUGCCUGUUUGUGGCAAUGAGAGAAAAAAAGAUUGUUGCACAUAUUACUGUUUAAAAAAAAAGUUCAAAUGAAUCAUAUUAAAUCACAUUAUGGCAGA
Tachysurus fulvidraco (yellow catfish) is the source of this 3391-nucleotide messenger RNA. RefSeq names its product F-box protein 28 (gene fbxo28). NCBI's taxonomy places the organism in Eukaryota, Metazoa, Chordata, Actinopteri, Siluriformes, Bagridae. The transcript is spliced from 5 exons. Gene Ontology annotation, molecular function: protein binding. The coding region runs from base 34 to 1161 and encodes 375 amino acids. The record is from RefSeq and is a predicted model, not a curated record. Gene Ontology annotation, biological process: protein polyubiquitination.